Pipistrellus nathusii (Nathusius's pipistrelle) is the source of this 759-nucleotide messenger RNA. The record is from the annotation of a GenBank genome assembly. Lineage: Eukaryota; Metazoa; Chordata; Mammalia; Chiroptera; Vespertilionidae.
AUGGAGUGGAAGGGGCUGGUGCUGGCUGCUUGCCUCCUCGUGCUCCCCUCAGCCUCAGCAGACUGCCUGUCCCGCUGCUCACUGUGUGCUGUGAAGACCCAGGAUGGGCCCAAACCCAUCGACCCCCUGAUUUGCUCCCUGGAAUGCCAGGCUGUCCUCCUACCCACUGAGGAGUGGGAGAGGUGCCAGGCCAUCCUGUCCCUUCUCACCGCCUUGCCCCCGGGGCUCAACAGUGAGGAAGACUCCGAGAGCAAGGCAGCGUUGGAGGAGGCGUACAGUGAGCUGGCCAAGCGCGGGGGGCCCUUCCUGAAAGAGCUGGAGGAAAGCGGGUUCGCCCUGGGCUCUCCGGCACAGGAGGAUGCUCUGAGCAGGAGCCUGGCCGAGAGGCUCGGGGGUCUCCCCGGCAGGAUGGAGGAGGAACCGGAGCCGGAGCUGAUGGGGGACGCUCAGCUGAAUGGUGACACCCUGGAAGCUGGAGCCCUGGAUGCCGGCGAGGAGGACCCCAGGGAGCAGGUCAAACGCUACGGGGGCUUCUUGCGCAAAUACCCCAAGCGGAGCUCCAAGGGGGCCGGGGAGGGGGAUGGGGUGGGCCACGAGGACCUAUACAAGCGCUACGGCGGCUUCCUGCGGCGCAUCCGCCCCAAGCUCAAGUGGGACAACCAGAAGCGCUACGGGGGGUUUCUCCGGCGCCAGUUCAAGGUGGUGACCCGGUCCGAGGAGGCCCCCGGCGCCUACCCCGGAGAGCUCUCUGAUGCUUAA